UUCCUCUGUUUUUUCUCACCUCACUCCUUCGUUUCCCACUCACUCACUCACAAAAUGGCACCGCCUACAGUCCCUCUCUCUCUCCUUUCCCUCUUCCUCUUCUCCAUUUCUCUCUCCGCCGCUCUCUCCUCCGCCCCUGCUGCCGUUUCUGACCCAGAACUCGUCGUACAAGAAGUACACAGGAGCAUAAUCAAUGCAACGAAGAGGAGGAAUUUGGGGUAUCUCUCAUGUGGGACUGGAAAUCCAAUCGACGAUUGCUGGCGGUGCGAUUCCAAUUGGGAGAAAAAUCGUCAGAGAUUAGCUGAUUGUGGGAUCGGUUUCGGCAAAAACGCCAUCGGCGGUCGAGACGGCAAAAUCUACGUCGUUACUGACGCCGGUGACGACGACCCCGUCAACCCCAAACCAGGAACUCUCCGUUACGCCGUCAUCCAAGACGAACCCCUUUGGAUCAUCUUCGCUCGCGACAUGGUCAUUCGAUUGAAAGAGGAACUGAUUAUGAAUUCCUUCAAGACCAUAGACGGCCGUGGCGCUAGUGUCCAUAUCGCCGGUGGGCCUUGCAUUACGAUUCAGUACGUGACGAACAUUAUAAUCCAUGGUCUCAACAUUCACGACUGUAAACCAGGGGGAAACACAGAUGUGAGAGAUUCCCCUCGACAUUUUGGAUUCAGAACCAUAUCGGACGGUGACGGCGUUUCAAUCUUCGGCGGAAGCCAUGUUUGGGUCGAUCAUUGCUCUUUAUCAAACUGCAAUGACGGGUUAAUCGACGCGAUUCAUGGGUCUACAGCGAUUACGAUUUCGAACAAUUACAUGACGCAUCAUGAUAAAGUGAUGUUGUUGGGGCAUAGCGAUUCGUAUACUCAGGACAAGAAUAUGCAAGUCACCAUUGCUUUUAAUCACUUUGGUGAAGGUCUUGUUCAAAGAAUGCCCAGAUGCAGACAUGGGUAUUUUCAUGUGGUGAACAAUGACUAUACACAUUGGGAAAUGUACGCCAUUGGAGGAAGUGCUGCUCCAACCAUCAACAGUCAAGGGAACAGAUUUGUUGCUCCAAAUGACAGAUUCAGCAAAGAGGUGACAAAAUACGAGGAUGCACCAGAGAGUGAGUGGAAGAAUUGGCAUUGGAGGUCUGAAGGAGAUCUGAUGUUAAACGGGGCGUUUUUCACGUCCUCAGGAGCCGGAGCAUCAUCCAGUUAUGCAAGAGCGUCGAGCUUAGGAGCGAGACCAUCGUCGCUCGUCGGUACAAUUACGACCAAUGCAGGUGCACUGAACUGCAGAAAGGGCUCCCGCUGCUGAUUAUUAUUACUACCCCUACCCAAAAUUGAAAUUUGAAAAACUGAAAAGUCUAGUAGGUAAUUCUAGUUGGGUUGGUCGGUUGAUUUUCUUAAAAAGUUUAAAAUUGUUGAUUUUAUGAAAAUGGUAAUUGAGGGGAAAUCAGUAGAAAAUGGAGGGAAAGUAAGAGAGGAAAGAAAGAAAAAGAGAGCUAAGAAAGGAGACUGAACCAAUAGGGGUCAGUCAAUCUGCUUCUAUCAUUAUAUCUUUUUUAGCUUUUCUUUUUCUUUUUCUUUUUCUCCUUCCAUUUUCUUUUAUUUUUGGUUUUUUGGGUUGUUUUUAUAAUUAUUACAACGUACAACCUCCGCAUGUAAUUCUUGAAACCAUAGGGGCUUUCCUUUUAAGAACCCCUCAAAUGGUUUCAAAUCAAGUCAAGUGCAGAAGUGUUGAUAUUUCUUAUACUAA
Molecule: messenger RNA, 1731 nt
Organism: Cucumis melo (muskmelon)
Lineage: Eukaryota; Viridiplantae; Streptophyta; Magnoliopsida; Cucurbitales; Cucurbitaceae
Product: probable pectate lyase 22
Exons: 4
Coding region: 55-1290 (411 amino acids)
Molecular function (GO): pectate lyase activity
Source: RefSeq, a predicted model, not a curated record